Dreissena polymorpha is the source of this 2251-nucleotide messenger RNA. RefSeq lists its product as uncharacterized. The record is from RefSeq and is a predicted model, not a curated record. Lineage: Eukaryota; Metazoa; Mollusca; Bivalvia; Myida; Dreissenidae. Bases 1 to 1803 code for a protein of 600 amino acids. The transcript is spliced from 7 exons.
AUGCCAGAGAGGUCUGGUAGCGCUUAUCCCCUGGGAGAUAGUACCAUUCCUGGUCGCUUCAUCGUGGCGCUAGAAUUCGUCGACGGCGAAACGAACGUAGACCUGGACAGAGUCUGCAUCGUGUUCAAUAUGAGCAAACCGCAGUCUAUUGGGAAGAAUGAGUCCUUGAUGUUCCAUUUGGAAUGCGUGGCUCUGGUGAGCACACCGGAAGUGCUGAUGUACGUGCAGAUCUGGAGUAUAUUAAGGGACAAGUUCAAUCCUCAGUGUUCCCGGAGACGCCGCGCAGUGCCGUCUGAUAGCACCAGAGACGUUUGUGGCAAAGUCGAAUGCUCCGAUACAUUGGCUAUGCCAGUCUCUAUAAGCUCUCACAAGGGGGAAAUCUGCGCGUGCUUCCGGGAGCGUCAAGGGGGUCCCGUUCUUACCUGGACUCACGAUACGACGAGCCGGAAGUUCAUCAUCAGCAUCACCAACAUCCCUCCUUACAUGCAGGCUGUCGUAAUUUAUAUCAUGAACAGCAACACUACCGAGUUGCUGGAAAGUCUGAGCAUGGCUGAUAUUGUGUUUGGUCAGAACAGCCUUAUUGUGACCUCUAACAAGGAAUAUUCAACCGGGAACUACUCGGUCGAGGUAGUGGAGGAGACAGUGCCCCCUCCUCAGUUUUUCCCAGCUUCUAUAGUAACCAUAGCAACGGUGGUAGGUGCUGUCGUCGUGAUAGGCCUCAUCACCGCCGUGGUUUGCGUCUACUGUAAAUGCUGCCGUAAGAAAGCCAACCUUCCUCCUAGUGAGCUUGAGCCAUUCAGCACAGAACUCGUACAGAUGCCGCCUUCCAGUCAUAACAACACGGACGGUCACGUGACUGGAAUCGAAGAAGAUCAUACACUCAUCGCUGAGACGGAAAUGACUGAGUAUGAGGAGGGUAAGAGGCCAGAGCUGACCCAACGUCAGCCACUGCUGAGCGAUAUACAAAGCACUAAAUAUAGAGACGGAAAAUAUGAUGCCGCAACUAAUGAUGAACACGAUAAACCACAACACGAAAGAUUUUAUAAAACGACGUUUGCAGAACAUCAUGACACUCCUUUUGUAUGCAGAACAAUGUCAACGCAUAACCAUUGUCAGACACGUUCCAUCAAGCAUUGGGGGGUCAAUAGGUCAAUAGGUACUCACCAUCUACCGCUGCUGAGCGAUAUUCAACGCAAUCAAUUUAAUGACGAAACCUAUGAUGUCGUUUAUCACGAUGGAUCUGAAAAUCUUGGCUCUUCGUUUGGACACAGAACAAUUCCAACUGAGUCAACAGAGUACGGUUAUCAGACACGUGCCGUUAAGCACUUGAUCGGGCUAUCGUACCGCGAAACUGAUGAUGACGUGUUCUGUGCAAAGAAAGAGAGACUCUUGCACGAGAUGCGGCGGAAUGGUUUGGUGUUUGGUCACGUUUCCCAGCAUUAUUUUGCUGAACGAGCAAUGCACUCAACGGAGCACACUAACGUAGUGAUAAUCGUGUCCAAAGGAAUGAACGCACUGUGCUCCCCUUUGCGACAACAACAACAGGAAUGGGACCAUGAUAAUUUACCGAAAACUGUGUUAUUUGAACUGCAGCAUGCAAAAGCAGGGGAAAACACCGUCCAUUUAGUCUCGCUGAAACAUGACCGUUGCGACGGGGAGAGACUGUUGUCAGAGUUCAGGAGCCUCAUGUACCCUAAACAGCCCGAGGGUCGUUUCAUAUAUGAUUACAAUUUCCAUGGCAACGAAUUUGAUUUCAUCAGAGGGACGCUUUUUGAGUAUUUUAUUAAUAAACUGUUAAUAUAAAGCACAGUCAAUCCUGGUAAUUUCCCAGUAGACAUGCCGCAAACAAUCUUAACGUUUUGGAAAAAGAAAAAAGUGUUAAAUUUAGAUCAAUUAUCCUCAGUGGAUGCAAUCUUGAAUGACUAUCACGUUAAUUAAAAGAAUUAGAGCAACUUGACUUAAUAACAAAAAAUCAUCAUAUUUCAUAAACAUCAUUAAUAAUAUGAAAACUUAAUCUAACCUUCGUAAUUCUUAGCAUUCGUGAUGGUGGUGCAUUUAAUGCGUUGAUCUGAUCAUGUCGUGUUUUCAUUGUUGUUUUAUAUAAAACAAGAAAUACAGAAAUACAUUUAACUAUAAAUAGUCUAGAGUCUCAUUUAAUAUUCACUUGAAAUUCUAUAUUUUAGUUAUCUUGACCUUUACAUGUAAAUACCUCAGUACUAGUUCUUAUCUUUUUAUAUCAUUCUUUUGUUUG